GACAGAGUGAAUAGGGUGGGUCAGAGAGCAUGAGAGGGUUUUUGCAAGGCUCUGGUGGAGAGUAGGGGGGCGGCGGAUUGUAUUGGAUUGCUUUGAAGUUAUUUCUGCACCAGGUAAAGUAAUUUUUUGCGUCUCUCCCCCCGCCGUUCCCACCACCCCCGACCUGUCCUUUUGCCCAACCAAAGGUGACAACCCUACUUUAGACAAGCUAUUAUUUUCCUCCGGCUUCAGCGCGCGCGCGCGCGCACACACACACACACACACACAUAUUGGCAACUACAGUACGGGGACAUAUCGGCUGUUACGAAGGUUUAUUGAGGCUAUAUAUCUCGAGUACUUUUUGUACCCUUGAAAGGCACUCAGCAAGUGCUUAUAUUCUUAUUUUGAAAGUGCCCUUCAACACGACCCUUGGGCAACGGAGUAAGGAUUGCUUAUACAAAGAAGAAACUUUCUGAAAUCCCAGUGGGUUGAGAUAUCCUGGGGGAUAUCAGUGGGCUUGGGGGUCGUGGAGCAUUGCAGCUAACGGGUGGUGUAGUGACCAGUUCAGAGGCACAGGGUCCUUUCAUGACAGUCACAGCCAUUAGACAAUAAACUUAUAAUCAUGCAAUAAUUCUAAUUAAGGGUGUACUGCAACACUCAAUGCCAAUCUAUCUGUGUUGCCCUUCAGCUAGAUAUACUAUUGUCUGUUCACAUACAUGGUCAAAUGAUUUGGAAUGCUCCAGCAUCCUUUUUUGGAGUGACUUAGGUUGUAUUCUCCUUGAGCAUAUAUAACAAAACUUGUACCCCAUUCUAUUGAAAUGGAAGCCCCCUGUGCUGUCAGCAGUGGUGUAGCAAGCUGCUCAGGCACCCAGGGCGGUUUGCAGCCUGCGCCCAGUGGUGGGGUGAGCCGGGGCAGGGCACGCUAUCCAGAGCCUCCAAAGAGUCCACCCACGGCCUCUGCCUCAGCUGUAGGGCGGCUGAGGGGUAGGCGAUGGGCAGACGCAAGCGCCAUGCUGCUGUUUCGGGCAAUGCAGAGCCUGUAGGCACCUGAGCCACUGUGUCACUCCCAAGAGAGAUGUGUGGCUUGGGCCUGCUACAGGCCCCAGCCUAUGGUAAGUGCCACCCCAAUGAUGUGCCCCACUCCCGUGCCCACCCACCCCCCGCUAUGCCUCUGGCUGUCAGUGUUCCUAAAGGCUUAGCUUUGGAGCAGACAGAACAACAACUCCUUUGUGUCCUUCCAGUGUAUCUUCUCCAGAGGGUCCCUAGGAGAACAUCCUCAGUGGCUGCCUCACCUUCUUUCACUCUGGUUGGGCUCCAACCAGAGGAGGCUUUUUCAUAGUGGCUAAGGAGCUUUCCUUUCAUGCUGAUGGGGCAGUUCUAGGAUGCUGGAGACAACGGACCCUGCUGGGACCCAUCUGCAGAAAAAGUAAUGGGCCUUUGACCUGCUGUGUCCACAGACUACCACACCUCUGGCAGCAUACCCUAAAUGGGAGGGAGAUGAGACUCUGAUGUCAUCUGAGGGAGGCUCAGAUCUCCCAGGUUUUUGCACAGUGGGGUCGUCAGAGGAAGGCAGAUCCUCUGGCCGGGGGGGGGUAUUGGCCCCACAGAUUCAUCUGGUAGCAAUGCCUCUGGGGUUGGCCUUGCAUCACCUUUUCCUUCAGGUUCACAGUCCUUGCCUCCAUCACCUGAUGAAGCACCGACACCUUGGAAUUCCCUGCCAAUUGACAUUUGGCAGGUAUCUUCACUGUGCCUCCUAAAAACAUUUCUGCUUAGGCACAGAGAACAUUGACAUGUGUUUCAAUGUGGUUGUCAGCUUACCAUCUUAAUUAUUUUUCUUAAUGCUUUAAACAGUUGUUUUUAACUAUUUCAAACUCAAAAUUGCAUUGUUUUAUUCUUUCUUGUGAACCCAUUUGAGAUUAAAAAGAACCGUUUCAAAUGGUAUAUAAGAACACUAGAAGAGCCUGCUGGAUCAGGCCAAUGGGUCAUCUAGCCCAGCAUCCUCUUCUCACAGAGGCCAACUGUGGGGGGAAGCCCAUAAGCAAGUCCUAAGUGCAACAGCAACUCUCUGCACUUGUGAUUCCCAGCAUACUGCCUCUGACAGAGGAGAGAUAACAUAGCCAUCAUGAAUGGUAGCUGUUGAUAACCUCCAUAAAUUUGUCUAGCCUAUUUCAAAAGCUAUUGAAGUUGGUGGCUGUCCCUGCAUCUUGUAAGUGGAUGGCGAGAGAGUGAACAAGAUAUGAAGGAUGAGUAAGAAUAUUAGAAAGUCCCACUGGAUCAGACCAAUGGCCCACCUAGUACAGCAUCCUCUUCUAACAGUGGCUGACCAGUUGCUUGAAUGAGGAGCCCAACGGUAGGACCUGACCACAAGAGCCCUCUCCUCUCCUGCGGUUUCCAGCAACUAUUAUUCAGAAGCAUAACCGCCUCCUAUCAUGGAGGACAAGCAUAGUCACAGUGGCUAGUAGCCAUAUAAUUAAAAAAACAACAGAUUGUUGAAAAAAUAAAUAAAAUGAAGAGGAACCCAGCUUCUGGUCCCUGACAUGACCUGACUUUCUCUCCCCUCACUUCCCGAUCCCUACCCAUCCCUUGCCAUUGCUAUGUUGGCCCACCAAGUGGCCAUAACCUUCUCUCUGCUUCCAUUUUCUAGAGAAUGAGCUGCGGUUAUAUCCUCUGCACCGUCCUCCUGUCUGUGGCAGUUCUCCUUGCCGUCACUGUCACUGGUGCCAUCCUCUUCAUGAACCACUACCACACACCCGUCACGGAAUCCCCACCCAUCAUCAGCACCAAUCCCGAUGAAGCCAACGCCUUGGUCACCAUCGAGAAAGCUGAUGGCUCUCGUGUCAACAUAUUCAUCGACCCCAAUUGCCCGGACCAGGGCACCGGUUUCACCCGCCUGGAGGGCCUCCAGUCGUCUGUCCUGAGGGCUGUGACAGAUCUUGAUGCCGAGACGAAGUCAUCGAAGGGGCAGGAGAGGGCGUUGCUGGUGGGCCUGUCGGAUGAGGUGUCCAAAGUUCUCAGCCAUGCCACCCAGCUGAGGGCAGACUGUGACGGUCUGAAGAAAGGGCACAGCACCAUGGGGCAGGAGCUGAACGCUCUGCAGAAUGAGCAAGGCCGUCUCAUACAGGUGAUGGAUGGGAGCGGAGGGGCAAGAGGCUAGCUCCUGUGAACACUUGCCCCGUAAACACACAAAUCAUGCAAAGUAUAAGUUAGGGACCAAUAUAGAUUGAGAUGAUUUUCAUAUGUUAUGGACAGGCAGGUAGCAGAACUGCAGUGCGCCCCCCCCAUCCCCAAUAACUUUUGGCUUGUGUUCCAGGAGCAAGUUAAAGCCAUUUGAAGGGUCAUAGCCAGAGGUCCAGCAUCUUUACUUUCAGGGGAAAGGUUAGUUUUUGGAAGAACUCCUGCUUGAAACCCUGGAGAAUCACUGUCAGCCAGUGUUGACAGUACUGAAUUGGAUGAACCAAUGGCCUGACUCGGGAUAAGGCAGCUUCCUGUGUUCCAUUGCUGCUGACCCCUUGGCCCUCAAUCAAUUAAAAAUGUGGAGUCUCUUUUAAAAAAAUCAUCUCAGUCUAAAUAAAUAAAAUAGUAGCUGACCAGAGAUUUUUGUGAACUGCAGACUGUCCUCUAGAUUGGAGGGUUUUGAAAUAUUUUAUUUAAGUCACUUCCAUCCGUGUAAUAAACCAAAAUCAAAUUAUAUGGAAAAUGUUAAGGUCUGCUGCAGUUAGGUGCAGUGCAAACUUUUGGCUUUUUAAUUAUUAUUUUAGAAACAGAUGUCAAAACAUUUACUAUCUCCCCCUGAAUAUACACCAUUACUUACCCAGGCUCCCUGGUUUACAGGAUGCUAACUCUCUUAACGGGUUUUCAGGAAGUGUGUUUUAAUUACAGAAAGAACAGAAGAAGGCAGGAAGGAGCAUUCCAUAGCCUCUAUAAAAACAGUCGUGGUUGCAAGUGGUGGAGAUUAGGUCAUAUAGAGGUUGCUGCCCCACCAACCUUAGUCUGCCCUUGGCCACCCCCUACCUGACCAUCUUCAUGCAUACAACCAAUCAGGGUGUGGCUCUACCUGUCAUUGGCGCAGGAACCACCUACUGUUGGGCUCCCUGCAUUCUUCUCCACCAGUCCCCAUGGAACCAGCCGCUGAGUUCAAGGGCGCUUACUCCCGAUGCAAAGGACUUGUUCAUUCUGUGUGCUGCUCCUUUUUGAUACAUGCAUGUAUAAGCAUUUACUUAUAAUCUCUUUAUUGUAUCCCACUUUUUUCUCCAAGGAGCUCAAGUUGACUUACAUAGUUCUCAGCCUCAUGACAACCCUUUGGGAUAUUUUAAACUGAGAGGCAGGGGACUUGCCCAAAGUCACCCGGCAAGCUUCAUGGGGGAGUGCAAAUUUGAACCCUGGUUUCCCAGGUCCUAGAAGGACACUCUGGCCACUGUAUCUCACCGGCUAUAAUGGAUCACACAGUGGUCUGCAUUUCUGAACUCUUCUCAGAGCUGUGACUAGGAUGGGGACCCUCGGGAUUGGGGGCUGGAUGCUGCCCUAUAGCUCUCUAGCUAACUGCCUAGCUCUCAGAACUUUUCCCAGGACCACAGCCCUUACCAGUCCUGCUUUGCAUCCUUCUUGAGGGUUUCUGCCUGCCUGGGAUAUGUCCUUGAACUUUGCUCAAGACUCCUGCUUGUCUGGGUGGAGGAUAGAUAAGGAUGUGUUGUUGUGGUGGUGGUUGCAUUUAUUAUAGUGUUGAGAAUUGGGGAGGUAGGCUGUGUACCUGUAUACAGUCCCUUCUAAUUCCUGGAUACAAUAAGGAUCAAUUGCUGGAGUAGCCAGGCAAGUUUCUUGGUGGCUCUGUGCCAGAAGACAAAUGGGCAGGGUAGUUAGAAACUGUCUGGCAGUUAGAAAGACAAAGACCAGAGUUGUGUGAGCUAGAAGCUGGAGGCAGGCUGGGCGGAUGAGAGAAAGAGCUAUGCCUGAUCUCUGCUUGAAUCCAGUGCUGAGGCCAUGGGAGAAGCAAGACCCAAUUGGGGGCGGGUGAAUCAUGUGAGCCCCUCCAACACAGGCUCAGGUUGUACAGUAUAUAGAUCUAAAUAAACCAUAUAACACAUUGUCAACCUGGGAUAGCUCAGUUGGUAGAGCAUUAAUCUCAGGGUUGUGGGUUCGAGUCCCAUGUUUGGGCAAAAAGAUUCCUGAAUUACAGGUGGUGGGACUAGAUGAUCCUCGUGGUCCCUUCCAACUCUACGAUUCUGUGAUUCUGUGACACCACCGUCUCUGCUGUCCCUCAUUCCGAGGACACCGGACCCUGGGUAAGUGCCUGGAACCCCUGGAAUCUCGCACCGCUCAGAGAUUGGGGUGGCAUGCAACAAUAUUUACUUAUAUCCCACCUUUUUCCGAGACCAAGACUCAAGGCAGCUUAUACAAGUUAAAACACCACCGAUUAAAUACAAAAAGCCAAAAACAUAUAGAAGAUAAUUGUUCGGGUAGAAACUAGGCUACCAGCCAAAUUGCUCAGCCCACUUUUGGCUCUGACCCCACCCACCACAGGCAUGUGGCCCCCAGAAGGUUGCCCCCAAAGGGAAUGUGGCCCUUUGCCCCUGAUAGACUUUCCUUGGUGAUGUGGCUGUAUAGGGGCUCUCACAAUGAGUUUAUGCACUUCCAAAUUUACAACCGCAACACUGGUCUGGGAUGCCACAGAACUGCCCUGAGAUCUAUGGAUAGAGGGUGGUAUAAAAAUCUAAUUAAUUAAUUAAUUAAUUAGGAGGAGGAGGAAAGUUGCAGCCACAGCUUUUCAUAGGAGGAAAACUGGGAAGGUUACAGAAGGCAGGGGAGGGGAGUCUGUACAUGUUUUGCACGUAGCGUUUGAGAGCUCAUUUGCCAGACAGGUAGCUAAAUGCUGGUGAGCCCUGAGGAUGUUGGCUUACCUCAGUGAACUCUGUUGCAUUUUGAUUGAAGUCAUCAAAGGAGGCUUCUGCAAAUUCAGUGCUGAUGCCUAAGGCAAGGUUAGAGGGGGUGGUGGAAAGAACAGCCAUUACAUCCCUGUAGUGAAAGGGAAAGUGCAUCACCUGGAAACAAAAUGGCUGACCAUUUCAACUCUGCAUUCAAGUGAGGUUUAAUUGUCUGGGUAGGGGGAAGGGGUUCAGUCCCAUAAACCUUGAGACUGGGCUAGGGCAACAAGGAUGCCUCUGAACGUGUCUGUGAUCUACCUCCAUAUUUGGAAGCCAUUAAUGCUUCUGAAUACUAAUUGCUGGAAACUGCAGGAAGGAAGGGUGCUUUUGUGUUUAGGUUUCCUAUAGUUGGCAUCUGGUUGACCACUGAGGAAGAACAGGAUGCUGGACUAGGUGGGUCAUUGGCCUGAUCCUGCAGGGCUCUUCUUAUGUUCAGGAAAAGCACAUGCUUUGCACGCAAGAGGUCCCUUCAGUCCCCAACAUCUCCAGGCAGGUCCAGAAGGACACCUGUCUGGAAUCCUGGAGAGCCACUGCAGUCAGUGUGGACAAUAUUGAGCUAAAUGCCCCAACUUGGACUAAGGAGGCAGCUUCCUAUAUUUUUAGGAGUGAAGGCGCAGUGGUAGAGCACCUGCUUUGCAUGCAGAAGGCCCCAGUUUCAAUCCCCAAUGGUAUUGCCAGGUAGGUCAGGGAGAGACUCUCUGCCAGAAGCCCUGGAGAGCCACUGCUAGUCAGCGUAGACAGUACUGAGUUUGAUAGACCAAUGGCCUGAUUCAGUGUGAACCAGUUUCCUGUAGUUCUAAAUCCUCCUCUUCGCCUGCAUCUUCAGUUAGGUAAGACAUCAUCAUCACAUCCUUGUAAAAACCUUUAUAAACCCUCCUGGUUUUGCACCUGUUUCUUGCUGAAGUAAGGCAAUUCCUCAAUGAAUCAUCACUGUAUAUUAGAUAAGAACUGCUGACUCUAAUGGAGAAGUCUGAUAAAAGGUGCGAGCAAGGAGAAAAGCUGUUCGCAUUUUCACCCCCACCCCCCUCCACCCCUGUGUAGGGUGUUUAAUGGAAAAUUGUGAUGUUGGAAAAUCUGCUUUUAAAAACCACCCAUCACUUCUGCCAAGGGAUCCUUAUUUUUUGAACUCAAGAGUUCAGCAAGCCUCACUGAAUUGUUUCAAUUACUUUGAUGAAUUAGUUAUUGUUUGCUUUAAUUAUAUGCUACUGUGUUUGAUACUAUGUAUAGCAAUUGCAAUGUUGUUUUUAAUGCUGUUGUGAGUAUUGUGAGCCCCCAUGCAAUACACAUACCCCCCCCUACAGCCACAGGAAGCUUUGGCAGCACACUAACAAUGAAAUGGCACCACCUUAGUCCAUGGGUAGGGAAUCUGUGGCCAGUGGGCCAAUCUUGGCUCUGCAAGGGGUCUGCAAGGCCAUUUCCCCCCUAAGCACAUCCAACUGCCCGUCAGCUGACCCCCACAGCCAGCAGAACCUAACUUUCUGCUCAUCAGCUUAUGAAUAAAGUGUACGAUCCUGUGGGUACUGCUUUGCUGGUUCAUUCCUUGAUGAUGACUGACAGGUAGGCUGUCCUGCCCGUCUGUUAAACUUGGCCCAUGGGGGUUAGUGGCAGAUAAACUUCUGACCCCCCAAGAUGAAAAGGUUCCCUGAGUGCAUCUAAGUGCUUAUUGCUAUUUAAUAUUUUCCAUGUGCUGUUCUUGUUUACCAAUGAUUAGUCAUCCCAGGAAAGCAACAACUUGGUCAGGAGGGCACAGGGGUAAGGUGAUCUGCUGGUGCUGUUCUGGUGUAGGUUCUGCUGUGCUGGUGCUGUUCUGGUGUAGGUUCAGAACUUUGGGUAGUUCUGCCGGUAUGCAAAACCACAGUGGAAUGAUUUCAGCACCAUGGAAAGCAAACCUGCAGCUAAUGUAAGAGCCAAAUUACCUCAGCAGCAGCCUGGAGCAAACACCAGAGUUAUAUAGUCCUUUGGGAAACUACACACACACACACACACACACACACACACACACACGGGUAUCUUAAAGGACAUAAGUCUUAUGUCACAGUUUCUGGCUCCUAGUGGGUGAAGGUCAGAAUAGUGAUGACCUGGUUGGAGGGAAAUCCCUGGUCACUACAAGGUCCAGUCAUCAGAGUCUGAAGACAGCAGUAGUUUCCUCAGACAACGCAGGAUCCCAGGCAAAGUGUCCUACAUGGGAAGAACAACAAAGCAAGUCUUAUUACUCCUCUGAUAUCUCAGUUUCUAAGUUCUUAGUCCAUGCCAUGAUAUGUCCAUUACUUUUAUUUUCUGGGCCUGGCUUUGGUGUUUUGGGUAUGCCUUGUUAACAUUUUUUAGUUUGAAUUGCUACAGUUGUCCUUAUGUGGAGCUCAGCAGCCUCCCCUAGGUCUCCAGAAGUCAUAUCUUCAAGUACUGCUAGGGUGGGAAGCCUCUAGCCUCCCUGCCUGGGAGUUCAAGUUGGCCCACAAAGUCAUUUCUCCCAAUCCUUGGCCCACCUGUCAAUCCUCUGACAUCACUGAUGGGUGGGAGAAUUAGGUUCAAUCCUGCUGGAGUCUGCUUCACUAAUAUAUUCCCUUGGCAAAGGAGACCCCUGCAUCCACAAGGACUGAACCUGGUGAGCAGAAGUUUCAAUUCUGCCUGCUAGGAGAAGGCUCAUAUAGUCAAAGCACAGUGUAGGGCUGUUUGAAAGCCAUUUUGCAAACAGCUCUUUAGACCCCUGAUUUUCAGAAGUUUGAAUAGCAGUGUGAGGCUGUUUGCAAAAGGGCUUUCAAACAGUUCCUCACCAUGCUUUGAAGUCCUGGCAGUUGGGGCAUCAAAGCUCAGUAUCACCUGAUAGCAGCUGGGCUCUCCAGGGUUGGGGGUGAUAGAGAUCUGAAUCACCAGUCAGAAAAAGCUCCCCACCCUUAAGGAAGAGUAAUGGGCAAAUGCUCCUUGCCUCUAGUGUAUGUGCAAACACACAUGCAUAUGUACAAGCAAUAAGCCAUUACGCAGUGCACAGCCUGCUACCCCAUGCACUACAGCUGAAGUCAGCUUUGUAGAGUUGAUCACCUAUAGCAGCCCAAUUUUCAAUCACGUUUUUGUUGUUUAAUGACACGAUUUACAUUUCUGCCCAUCAACAAUGUUCCCUGGGCAAGUCUACAGGGCAAAGGGAAUAAAAUACAUGAUCAUUAAAAGCAUCAACAAACACAGCAGAAUGCAACAUAAAACUCUCGAUGUUUUGGCAGAGAAAUGCAAUCAAUUUGCAGCUCAAUAAGAUAAAGCUUCCACAAUGGGGGCCCAGAUAGCAUUUGUUUAAAAUGUUACAAUAUACAUUACUAGGUCCACUGUGAAAGGAGGGGGAAAUUAUUUCAUACUAUUACGCUGCAUACUCCUGAUACUGAGAACCAGUAUGCUGUAGUAUUGGGCUAGGACCUGGGAGACCAGGGUUCAAAUCCCCAGUCAGCCAAGAAGCUCAGUGGAUGACCUUGGGCCAAUUACUGUAUUUCAGCUUAACCUACCUCACAGUGUUGUGAGGAUAAAAUAGGAAAAGGGAGGAACUGUAUAUGCUACCUUGAGCUUCUUGAAGGAAAGUUGGGAUAUUAACAUAGGAAUAACAAUAAUGAUAAUGAUAAUGUUUUCUUCCCCAUAUGAUUCAUUUACCACGGCAUUGUUUUAUUUAAAAAAACCCACCUUCAGAAUACUUUACAAAAAGAAUAAAACACUAAAAGCAGUUUAAACUGCUAUGUAAACAUUCAAAUAAUAAUUAAAAACAGAACUAAGCUAAAAACGUAUUAAGACACAUGUAAACAUUCUACGUAUCUGGAUAGGCUUGUCUAAAACAAUAAUGAGCAAUGCAAUAUGUAUAUAAAAAAAAAUUCCACCCACCCACCCCAGCACACUAUUAUUAGCGUUAGCAUUAAAUGUAUUACCCAUCCUUUACCAGCAGGGUCCAAGGGCAAGUUACAACAAUUUAGAAUUAAAAAUGAUUAAAAACAGAUUAGUCUCAGGAAUAGGUCAGGGUAAAGAGGUGCGACUUCAGCAUUUGCCAGAAGCUGUAUAGUGAAGAAGCCAGAGCCACUUCUGUAGAGAGGAAACUUCACAACUUAAGGACUUCCAAAAUGGAAUGUCCUCUUCCAGGCCUGCCACUAACCUAAACUUCUAAGGAAGAUGAAACUACGAAAAUGUCUUUCCUCUGCUGAUCUUAACACCCAGGAGAGUCUGUAGGGAUAUACCUAUGGGGCCUAAACCACUUACGGUUUUGAACUCUAAAAUGAACACUACAUUAAAAAAAAUCUUAGCAUUGGGACGAAUGUAAUGAACCACCAUUAAUACCCAAAAGUGCUACAUACAAAAGAAGAAGAAGAAGAAGAAGAAGAAGAAGAAGAAGAAGAAGAAGAAGAAGAGUUAGAAUAAAAUAAAACCCAGUUGAUACUUUGACAGAAAUGACAAGAUUGCUUUCAGUCACUGUGGCUGCCUUAGUCUAAUUUUAGAAAUGGCCAGAGCAAAAAUCUGCAACCUUUCCUAUUAGCUCAGCAACUUUAGCUCCCAGACAAACCAACGGGCGAUGAGAAAUCAUUAGUUAUUAAAUUUGUAUUUCUUCCAUAUCAUAAAAAGCAAAGAUGCAAUGCAGUUCCCUUGACACAUUUCCCUUCUCAACGUAAAUGAAAAGCAUCUUGUGCUUUAAUUUUUGAAUGUAAACUCUCUUAUAUAAAUUUAAUAAAGGCAGACUGUUUGGGGGGGGGAGAGAGAAGAGAGAAGGAAGGAAGGAAGGAAGGAAGGAAGGAAGGAAGGAAGGAAGGAAGGAGCCAUUAGGGAUGUCGGAAGAUUCUGGCAAAACUGGAAAUGGGGCUGGGAAUUGCAGAUGCCGGCUUAUUCACCACCAUGUCCAGAAGAAAAAUCAAUCCACUGAGUAGAAUCAGUAUUCACUGUUGUUAUUGUUUUCAGUUCAUAAAUGACUGAAAUGAAUGGGGUGUCAUAAUGGAAGAGGAAUCUCAUUUACAUAAGUUAUGUAAGUUAUAUAAUUUUGCCUCAGUGGACAACUGAGAUUAAUAAUGUGGUUUUGGGUGGAAGAUGAACUCUGGCAGAAUCGAAAUGCUCCUACGUAUAACAAAUACAGGGCAGAAUGGAAAUCAGUAUUAGAAUCAGAGCAUCAUAGAAUUGUAGAGGCUGGAAGGAACAGCCGCUGAGGGAAAGUACCUGAGUAUGGGGGCAGGAAGUUGAAGGGACAGUUUAGAGGAGGGAGCUGUAGAACAGAGCAAAGCCUCGCUUAGUAGGCUUGGGCUGCAAAUCCCUUUGAACUCAGUAAGGCUUGCAGCUAGGAAAGCAUUCAUAAGUCCCACUGAACUCUGUAGCAGUGCUUUUAAAAGCACCAAGCAAAAAAAGACAUUAUUCAUAGGGGAUAUCACCUAGUCAGGAUGCAUGGACAGGGUGGUGAUGGUACCAUUGUCUGGCUUGCCUCAUGCAGCAAAAUUGGCACUACUGCAAGUGCCACAUAAUACCUAUUCUGCAUUUGUAAGAACUUGAUCACUUAGUGUGGCAGCACCUGCACUUUGGAACUCCCUGCCUAUUGAGAUCAAGAAGGCACCUUCACUGUACUCUUCUCAUCACCUGCUAAAAACAUUCCUGUUUAGACAAGCCUACCCAGAUACUUGAAGUAAUUUGAAUCUAUUUUAGUAGUUUAACUUUUUCAUGUUUUAAAAUAGGGUUGUAGUUUGUUUAAUUGAUUUUACUGUUCUAUCUUUCAUAAACCUCUUUGAAGUUUUUGGGGGUUUUUUACAAUCAAGUGGUGUAUAAAUUUUAUGAAAUAAAAGAAAACAUAAAAUAUAAUGUCUUGGGGCUGGCCCUGGUUGAGACCUUUCGCAGGCUGUCCUAAAGCUAGUAGUGGACAGGUUGGUGCCUGCGGAUGGUGUGUUGGCAAACCCCCUGAACUGAGUCAUAACGAAUUUGGACUUUUUCCACACAGCUGCUCUCAGAGAGCCAGACCAACAUGGCGAGACUAGUGAGCUCUGUCAGCGACAUCCUGGACACCUUGCAGAAGGACCGCAGUGCGGUCCGACCUCGGCUCAAAGCUGACCUCCAGAAGGCUCCAGCUCGGAGUGCCCGGCCAAAAGGAUGCUCCAACGGUAGGAGAUCUGCUUCCUUCUCUUCUCCUUCUUGGGGCAAUUAUGAAUAUAAUUUAUUCACACUCCACCAACCACAAAUAAGAAGUUAGAGAAUGUAAAAUAUGUAUCCUGGGCCCCAUCUGCACUUCACAUUUAAAGCAGUUUCAUGCCACUUAAACAGCCAUAGCUUCCCCCAAAGAAUCCUGGGAACUGUAGCUUAAGGUGCUGAGAGUUGUUAGGUGACCCCUAACUGCUUUCACAGAGCUAAAAUUCCCAGACUGGUUUAGCAAUCAGUCCCUCUUCACAGGGAAUUGUGGGUAUUCAGCCCCACAUGCACAAGUGAGCGCUCAGUGGUAAGAUAGAACUGCAUUUUGCGUUUUUUGUAGGAACAUAGGGAGCUGCCUUAUAGUGAGUCAGCUCAUUGAUCCAUGUGGCUCAGUAUUGUCUCUACACACUGACUAGCAGCAGCUCUCUACUGUUUCAGGCAGGGGGUCUUUCCCAGACCUAUCUGGAGACAUCAGGGGUUGAAUCUGGGAACAAUUGCACACAAGGCAGAUGCUCUACCACUCAGCUAUGAUUCUUCUGAGCAAAAAAACACACAGUCCCAGAUGUAGCAUACUGCUUUGUUUCUGCACGAAUCAACCCCCUAAAAAUGAGAGAGAGAGAAACUGUAUCGCAGGGGGUUGAACUAGAUGACUGUUUGGGUCCCUUCCAACUCUACAAUUUUAUGAUUCUAUGAAACAAGAGUUCUGCCAGAACUCCACUUGCCCAGAGCGUAGAAGGAAACAGAACAAAGUCUCUUUUAGUGACAGCAACCAGUUGGAAUAGGCGAGAGUCCAGAGCCAAGGGCUCAAACAGCGAUGUUGUAAUUUAGUCUAUUAAUUAGACCUCUCUUGUUUCUCUUCCCCCCAACUCACUUCUGCCCCACACUUCACUGCAGGCUCUCGGCCUCGGGACUGCUUUGACAUCUAUGCAAGCGGACAACAAGAGGACGGUGUUUUUUCUGUCUUCCCCACUCACUACCCUGAAGGCUUCCAGGUUUACUGUGACAUGACGACGGAUGGCGGCGGGUGGACGGUAAGGAUCUGUUGCCUGUUUAAGUCUCUUUGACGCAUUGGUUUGAGUAAUAGACCCGUUGGCUUAGCUGGUCAAAGCAUGUGACCUUCCGUCAAGGUUGAAGCAGAGAGGCAAUGAUGGGGAACAGAUUCUGGGAGCUUACGGAGGAGACAAGAGAAGCUGGCAUCCUUUGUGGGUUGAUGGGCAGGGCCUUCUGGGCAUGGAGGAACCAUGGGCUUCACUGCAGCAAGAGCACAGGGCCAGUCAGUGCCAGGGCAAAUGCUGAGGGUGCUUUCAGAUAUGGACAAUUUAACAGCAUCUGAUCAGCACAGUUUUGGUUUAAGCUGGAAAUGGGAUAGCAGCUCAGCUUCCAGACUUUCAGCACCCUGUGGCUGGGACCAGGAUGCUGUGCCUUUCCAGUUGUUGCUAGAUGACAGCCACAUUCAUGCCAUACAUUUAAAGUGCAGUGAUGGCACUUUAAACUGUCAUGGCUUCCCCCAAGGAAUUCUGGGAGCUGUAGUUCAUUAAGAGUGCUGAGUUGUUUGGAAACCCCCUAUCUCCCUCACAGAUUGUUAAACUACCCUAGAAAUUGUAGCUCUGUGAGGGGAAAAGGGAGUCUCCUAACAACUCUCAGCACCUUUAAUGAACUAUAGCUCCCAGAAUUAUUUGGAGAAGGCACAGCUGUCUCAAGUGGUAUCAUAAUGCUUUAAAUGUGUGCUGUGAAUGAAUGUUGCCAACAACUUCCAUCAACCUGGAUUGUUGGCUAUGUUGGCUGGGGCUGAAGGGAGUUGGAUUCCACUGUAAUUAAUUUCACUGGGUCUACUCUAACUAGAACUUAGUUGGAUUCAACAAUAACAUUUUGGGAAAGACACAGAUGGAAUGAGAUUUCGAUUUUUACUUUUUUAGUAGGUAGGACUUAACGAAGAACAAACGGCAUUUGCUAUCACUGUACUUUGUUCUAUGUUUUGGGGUUCUGAAAUAAUAUACAUAAAACAAACCUUCCCUGGCAUUAUCACGCCGAUGUAAAAUAAACUCAUUUCUGGAGAGGAGCAGAUGGGAAAUAAAUCUAUACAAGAGUAAAUGCAAAAUAUUGCGAUAAUGCCGACUUUAUUAUUAAUGGAACACACAUAAAAAGCAGGGUUUGUGUACUAAACUUGAUGGUCUGUAUGCCAGCAUGGUUAGAUGUUCUGUUUGUUUAUCUCUAGGCAUAAAAUUAGUUUCUAGAUUUCAUUGCGGCUUGGUGUGACAAGCAGACAGCCGAGAAGGUGGGGGCAGAGCUGUGCAUGGAGAAAGACUCUCACAGUUCAUUAGGAACUUAGAUACCCACAACACUCUUAUAAGCAAGACCAUACCCUCAUUUUGCCCAUGGCUCUGUCUUGCAUUUUGAGCUCAGGGGAGAAAUGUGGUUUCCCAGAAAGAAGAGCCCAGCCUUGGAGAGUGCUCUUGUUUAUUUCCUGCACAGCACCUGUGUACAUAUGAAGGUGCUUUAGACUUGGAUUCAGACAACUGAUUCAUCUGGCUCUAUUUUACCAACAGCUGUACCUGGAGAUUGAACAUGGUUCUGUCCUUGAGAUACAGCCCUUCCCUAGAAUUAAGGUCCUAAUCCUCAUGGUUCUGAAUAAGGAGCUGAUUGAAAUAAAAACAUAGGAAGUGAUGCCUCAUAUUGAGUCAAAACGUUGGUCCAUCUACCCCAAUAUUGUCUACACUGACUCUCCCCAAACCAUCUCCAGGGUUUCAGGCAGGGGACACUCCCAACCUUCCCUGGAAAAUUGCAUUGGGAAUUCUCCAUGCAAAGCACGUGCUCAACCUCUGAGCCCUUCCAAACAUAUGUGCCACUUGAUUGUAGGUAGAACCUCUAUGUGGUUUGCAAACAAGCAUUAAAAUGAUCAUAAAAAAUUGAAAACAUGAAUGUUAAAAAAAUCAAAAUACUGUUAAAACCAACAGUUUAAGCUAAAACCAGAUUUAAACACAUGACAGUUUCUACAUGUCUGGACAGGACUGUUAGAACAAAUACGUUUUUAGGUGCAGAAAAAUGUACAGCAAAGGUGCAUGCCUGAUGUCAAUAGGCAGGGAGUUCCAAACCAUGGGUGCUGCCAAACUAAAAGGUUGAUUUCUUAAAAGUUCAGAACUAGAUCACCAUUACUGGCUAAUGAAGUAGUGGGAUUUUCAUUCCACUUUCAGCAAAUGGCAAGAAAGCAAAACUUUCAGCUGGGCUAAAGAGUUCAUCAGCAGAAGUAUCCAGGAAAAUAACAGGGUGGCUAAGUGAUAUUAAGGAGUAACUGAUCCACAUGAAGUGGUUUCGGGGCAUGUACCCUAAGGGUGUUUGAACUUAAGACACAACAGAGUGACUGAAGGUUUAUCAGUGGCUCUUAACACGCAAUUCCAUCUCCUGACCUGCCAUUUUCUAAAGGCAAGAUGAAGUCAUUGGCAGAAAUUUAACAAGUUUCCCCUCUGGGAGGAGAGUCAUAGAUGUGACCUUCCCAGAGAGCGCUGGGGUCAUCACAGCAAUUCAUGUCUAUGGCAAAGAUGCUAGAUUGGGGGCUAGUUUGUGUCAACAACGCCAGCCUGGAGAAAUUAAUGAACGAGGCUGAAGAAAUGCCAAAACAGUGAGGCAACGAGACAGGAGCAGAAAAAUCACAAAUUGUGACAAGAGCAGCUUCAUACGAGAACUUGAAAAGUCAGAAAGUUAGCUGAAGUAGGAGAUACCUACAGACAGGCUGAUACUGAGAACUGGCUUUAAGAAGUGGUAGAAAAAUCACUCUUGUCAAACAAUCAGGUUGGCACUCUUCAGAUUUCAAAACGGUGUACAAGGAACACAGUCAUACCUCAGGUUACAGACGCUUCAGGUUGCGUUUUUUCAGGUUAUGGACUGCUGAAACCUGGAAGUACCAGAACAGGUUACUUCCAGGUUUCAGCGGUUGCACAUGCGCAGAAGCGCUAAAUCGUGGUUUGCGCAUGCGCAGAAGUGCCAAAUCGCAACCCACAUGUGCGCAGACACACAGCUGCGGCUUGCGAACGUGCAUCCCGCACGGAUCACAUUCGAAACCCGAGUGUCCACUGUACACACAGCCAUGGAAGGAGCAUUGCUGCUACUACCCAUAAUGGAAAUAUUGGGCAUGUUCUACUUCAAAUGUUAGAGGCAGCAAUGUUUCUGUAUACCAGUUGCUGGAAGCUACAGGAGGGGAGAGUGCUGUUGUGCUUGGGCCCUGCUUGCAGGCUUUCUUCCAUUGAGGCACCUUGUUGGCCCCUGUGAGAACUGGAUGCUGGACUAAAUGGCACAUACCUAAUCCAACACAGCUAUUUUGAUUUCUCCCUCCUUUGCUUCUGAAUACCAGUAGCUGGGAAGCAUAAGAGGGGAGAGUUGCUAUUGCAACUCAGGUUCUCUUGCAGGUUUCCCAGAGGUUGGCCAUUGUGAGAACAAGAUGCUGGGAUAGCUGGGUCUCUGGCUCUUUUUAUUUUCAUGCAUCGUGGUGGCAUAUCCAUAAAGGGACAUUGUGUGUGUCAGCAAUAUCAGAGACCCGCGAGUAGCCUGCAUGCAGGACCUGAACACAACAGCAUUUCCCCCCCCCUUGUGAUUCCCAGCACCCAGCAUUCAGAGGCAUACUGCCUCCAACAGUGGAGGUAGAGUAAUUUUGGCUAAUAAAGACUGAUAAAAUAAUCCUCCAUGAAUUUGUCUAGAGCUAUCCAAGUUUGUGGCCAUCACUGCCUCCUGUGAGAGUGAGUUCCAUAGUUUAACUCUGCAUUGCAUGUAGAAUUUCUUCCGUUUUAUCUGUCCUGAAUCUUCUAGUUUCCAGAAGGAGAAUUUUAUCUCUGCACUUUUUCCAUGCCAUGCAUAAUUUUAUAAAGCUCUAUCAUGCCACCUCUAACAUCUUUCCCCUAAAAAGUCCCCAGCACUGCAACUUUUCCUCAUCAGAGAGGCACUCCAUCUCCUUGAUCAUUUUGCUCGCCCUUUUCUGAACCUUUUCCAACUCUACAUGUUAAAUGAUUGCAUAGUGAAAACUGAGUGAGGGAUCAUAUUUUGUUUACUGGGGCCUACAGGGAAGGUGGACAGUUAAGAAGCUGUUAUGUAUCCAGGCACUGUAGACCAAAGCUAGGCUGUAUGCAUGCAAUACAGGCCUAGGGCUCCUGGAGCUCAGGAACUAUCUGCAUAACAAAAGACAGAGAGGAGUCUAAAACCCUCCAAUGACAUUGUUAAUAGCUGGCAGGCAACCAAUCCCUGCUGAGAUAGGCCAGUGUUGUGAUUCUCUAAUUGCUGCAUUAAGGCGACCUAUCACAGGUGGGGUUUGUGUUUCGCCUGAGCCGUCUUAAGAUGUAUAUACUGGGCCCUGUCAGUCUUGUUCCUGUUGCUACAAUAAAUCCCUUUGAGCUGAAAUCUGGUCUUUGGGUUAUGCCUGAACCCACCUACACUUCAGUAGCCAUGGUGACAUGACAGAGCCAUCUGCAUAUGUCUUUCUACUGAAAUCAGGGCCAGGAGACAGUGUGAUGCUGGUGACAGCUUGGCAGAUGUCUACAAGCAUACACUCCGAUCGCCAGGUCAGAGGCCUGAUUCAUGGCAGCUCCUCCAAUCCAGAUCCCUGACAAAACAUCAUGUACGAUUUGCCCAGCACCCUUUUCAUGAGGAAAUGAGGGAUGUGAAUAAUAACUUCUCCCUGCUCUGUUCAAGCCAAUCUCGUACACAUCUAUUAUAGACACUGGUCAGGAGCAAAAGACCUGUCGGAACAAAUUGUUUGGGGACUCAAUCGCAGCUUGUUAGUUAAGAGGAGAAGCAGAGGGUGUCACUUGGGACCCAUCCAUUUUUCUUGACUUGCAGACACAAUCUCUGCCAUCAACACUGUGGCUAGUGGCGAUGGAAGCGUUUGGGUUGAAAAUGAGAGUGGAUUGUAAAAUUAAGAGCUGCCAGAGAGGCAAACCAUUUUAUCACACCUUCUGCACCUGGUGUGUGGUAAAAUCACAUGGGCAUGGUAUUACGGACAGCCAGGUUACCCCGAGGUGAGAAAAUAAAGCCUGGGAUAGUUUGGCUUAUCUGAAUAAGCAACAUAACAUUUUUGUUUUGCUGUCUUUCCUCCUGCCAGAUAGGGAUAGGGAUAAAUUUUGUUCACUUUGCAUUUCAUAAUAUCAUGGAAUUGUAGAGUUGGAAGGCACUCUCAGGGUCAUCUAGUCCAACCCCCUGCAAUGCAGGAAUCUCCACUAAAGCUUCCAUGACUGGUGGCCACCCAACCUCUGCUUAAAAAUCUCCAAGGAAGGAGAGUCCACAACCUCCCAAGGAAGACCAUUCCACUCUUGAACAGCUCCUACUACCAGAAAGUUCUUCCUGAUGUUUAUUCAGAAUCUCCUUUCUUGUAACUUGAAACCAUUGGUUCGGGUUCUGGCCUUUGGAGCAGGAGAAAACAAGCUUGUUCCAUCUUCCAUGUGAAAGCCCUUUAGCUUAGAUAUUUGAAAAUGACUGUCCUGUCUCCGCUUCGUCUCUUCUAAACAUACCCAACUCCCUCAACUGUUCCUCAUAAUGUUUGGUUUCCAGGCCAUUGAUCAUCUUGAGAAUGACUCUGACUUAAGAUCACACUCACGCCAUACAUUUAAAGCACUAUGAUACCACAUUAAACAGCUUUAUUUAAACCCAUGCUGUUGUUUAAAACCACCAUUUAAAAACUUGCCUCCUCUUUUGCUCCCCUGCUCACCAACUUCACGCAAAUCCAGAAUUGUGAUGUGGCACUACAACUCCUCCAAUGGGGGUUGCACGUUGGCAGCCUUACAUUUUUAUAUCUGUAGGAAGACAAGUAAUCCAUAAGUGCCAAUAAAUAAGGCAGCAAGUUGUGCAGAGUCAGCAUGCUGGUGCUUUGUGAGAGGACUAAGGGAAUCCCUCAUCGGUCAGACUAGGCCAGGCCAAGCCAGGCCUCACCUCCGUUUCUAAGAAGGUGAAACUGGAGAAAGUCAACAUAAAAAAAAAUCCAAGUAUACAAAGCUGACUUGAUAAUCCUGAUAGUUGCAGUUAUAUAACCUGUAGGCCCUUUGUUACCCUAGAAAAUGAGGACAUGAGUUAGAAACGGCGGUCGCUUGGCUGUGAAUGGCACCUUUCCAGAAAAGCAAAUUACCCAGUGUCUCUUUAAGUCCAUGGCUUAAGGAAUCAGAGAGCUGUGUGAAGGAAUGAAUGAUGCGGCCUAGGGAACUCCAGCUUCAGCUGAGAGCAAGAACUAGGUCCUUAUGGAUGAGGGGAGAGGGCUGCAGUUUUGUGUCCAUAAGAGGGACAGUCCCUGUUGGUGACCAGCUGUAUUGUUUGCCUGUCAGAGCUUCUCUCUGUGUUUAACAGUUACCUAAAUACCAGAAAUUCCUCUCUCUACUGGAGGGGGGAAUUAUGCAUGUUCAAAUUUUGCCUGCAAUUGUUGAACACUUUGAUGCUCUUUUAAAAACAAAAAAUGGUGAGAAACUGAACCCAGAUCCUCAGGAACAUGUAGCAAGAGCAAUUCUGUGAGGGAAACGAAAUGGGAUCCUAUGAGCAGAUAGUGAUUGGCGAUGUAGUUCUUAAAAGCUUUAAAGCUAUUUUCUUUAUAUAUAUAUAUUUUUAAGGCAGGAAACCUGAGUUUCACUAAGGCAAUUCUGUGAGGUAAAUGAAAUGAGCCCAAAUGAGCAGACAUCAGUGUGUGAGGGAGGAACUGAAAGGUGGGUUUUGAAGGCUCUGGAGCUCUUCAAGAAAAACUAAAAAGGAAGGAAACUUACGCAUAAGGAUGUCAGUUUUUGUUUCUCUCGCUUUAUCAUUUUCCCAACCUCCCUGCUGCCAAGUUUAGAUUUUCCCCAAAACAUACAUUUUUAUGUACACACACAGCUAGCUAGCUAUUAAAAAUAGCUAUUUAUUUAUUUAUUUAACAUUCAUUUAUUUAUAUGUAUAUUUUUACAUUUACGUAUUUGUACCUUCAUUUGAAUCCACACACAUUACAAAAAAAUGCACUUGGGUGUGCUAUAUCCACGACUACUCUCCACACAUUUAUGCACACUUUACCCUAUUAUAUGCAUUUUUGUACACAAUAUUUGGCCAGAGAAGUGUGUUGCAAAAUUUAACUGUGAAUGCUGAUCAAUGAAUAAUAAUAAUAAUAAUAAUAAUAAUAAUAAUAAUAAUAAUAUCUUUAUUGUCAUUGCCCCCUUCGGGGACAACGAAAUUACUUGACUGCUCCAUAAAAACACUAAUUAAUCAAAACAGUAUAAUACAGCAAGGGAGAUUAGAUGACUUUCAAAGUCCGGGCUUCCCAUUCAGGGCCGAGAUCGCUCUGGAGAAGAAGCUGUUCUUAAGACAGCUCGUUCUUGUCUUCAUCGUCCUGUAUCUCCGUCCCGACGGCAAGAGCUCGAAGAGACAGUGACCAGGAUGCGAUGGAUCUUUUACUAUGUCCAGUGCCUUCCUAUGGCACCUUGUGGCAUAAAUCUGCUCUAAGGUGGAGAGUGGGCAGCCAACAAUGCUCUCUGCUGCCUUAACAACCCUGCACAACCCCAUCCUGUCCUGGGUAGUGUUUAUUUGUUGUAUUUCUAUCCCACAUUCUUUUCCAAGGAUCUCAAGGUGGCAUACAUGGUUCUCCCCCCUCCUUACUUAAUCCCCACAACAACCCUAUGAGGUAGGUUAGGCUGAGAGACUGGCCCAGGGUCACUCAGAUGAGCUUCAUGGCCAAGUGGGGAUUCAAACCUGGGUCUCCUAGGUCCUAAUCUGACACUUUAACCACUACAUCACACUGGCUCAUAUAUUGCAAAUUAGGUAGGAGGAUCUUUAAAUUUGAACUGAAUACAAUUACUCCAGUCGCCCUGCUUGUGGAACUGCUCUGAUAAAUGUGUGGCUAUUUUUUCUCUUUUUUAACCCAUACUUACUCCAGGACAGUCAAAUCAAUUUGUCUGAACCAGAUCAGGAUAUAAACAGGUUGUGUCUCUCACACUGUGUCAACAUGCUCCCCACUCCACAGUUUCUGAGAGCCUACUGGGAGCCAGGACAUAGGUUAAAUUGCUCAUGCUGCUCUAUAAAUCCCUUUGGAUGAGAUCAUAUAAUUUCUUCAUCUACAGCUCAGGUUGCCAGCGAAGCCCAUGACAUGCUGAGGAAGGAGAUUCAUGCAGCUUCUUGGGGGCUUGCUGGUUUCCUCCUCUGACAAAUAAACUGAGCACAAAUUGGAUGCAAGCUUUGUAUGGAUUCAAAGAAUGGCACAAGCCACAUAAAUCCACAUUGUGCCACAUGCAAAAAGGAGCACCUGAGAUUCAAUCCGUGUGACCACAAUGCUACAGAGCAGGGAGGUAGCUGCAGCUCUGUAGUAGAGCAUCUCCUUUGCAUGCAGAAGUUCCCAAGUUCGAUCCCUGGCAUCCCCAGGUAGGACUGGGAUACGACUCCCAGCCUGAAAUCCUGGAGAGCUGCUGCCGGUAAGUGUAGAGAAUACUAAGGCAGAUGGACCCAUGGUCUGACUCAGUAUAAGGUAGCUUCCUAUGUUCAACAGGAACAUCUGUAAUUCAGGAGUAGAGCAGGUCCUGGGUUCAAUCCCCAACAUUGUAUUGUAUUUUAAAUAUCCUGUUGGGAGCCGCCCAGAGUGGCUGGGGAAAUCCAGCCAGGUGGACAGGGUAUAAAUAAAUGUAUUAUUGUUGUUGUUGUUGUUGUUGUUGUUGUUAUUAUUAUUUAUUAUUAACAUUUCCAGCUAGGGCUGCCCGAAACCCUGGAGAGGUGGCCAGGAGUGCAGACAACAGCACACUAGAUGGACCUGUGUUCUUAUUUAAUUCAGCCCUUUAUUCAGAACCAUGAGGACUAGAAUCUUACUUUAUUUUUAGGGGACAGGUGGUAGCUUAGUAGUAAAGCAUCUGCUUUACAUGCAAAAGGUCCCAAGUUUAAUCCCCAGUGGCAUCUCCAGGUAGGGCAGGGGAAAUAGUCCUGCCUGCAUUCCUGGUGAGUUGCUGCCAGUCCGUCCAUACAGGACUGAGUUCAUUGGUCUCACUCGGUAUAAAGAAACUUCAGAUGUUUAUAGACUUUCCCCUUCUGACAAAAUAUAUGAUGCUCAAGAGGAACUGGUUUUCUGAUGCACUUGUAAUUAGCGAAGGCAGGCAUUUCCCCCCUGCCACAUGCUUUUUCAAAUUAAACGACAAUGUCUCCCAAGAAACCUUAAAAUAACUCUCCUGUUGAUGCUUCACUCUAAAGUAAUUAGUACUUAUUUCCAGCUGACUACUACACCGCUAACAACAGCAAAACAGUGUAUUGCCCCAAAGUAGAAAUAUAAAGACCCUCUUGCCAUAUCUGAUCAGUUAAGGAAAACCUGGCAAACUGCCUUAAUUAUGAAACUUACAUAUUGUUACCGGCCACCCCAACCUCUACUGAGUGGCAGCAAGAGAUUUCAAGGUUCUUGGAAAUUAACCAGGGUUCGCAUUUACUUGGGAAAAACCAGGCACAACGGAGACUGAAGUGUCUUAGAAAUAUGGUUUAUUCACGCAUGUUUACACCUGAGUUAGAGAUAGAGAGAGAGAGAGACAGAGAGAGAGAGAGGGAGAGAGAGAGAUCCCAAGAGGGGCUUGUCCUUCCAAGCAGUGCAGCACUGGAUUUAGAGGUACCUUAAGCCCCAUCCCUGUGUCUCUCUGUUAGCUGCCUGUUCCAGCCCAGCCCUUUAGUUUGCUGCCCUUCAGUCCCUGCAUAGAGUUCUGCCCACUUCCUGCUCCUUCCUCCCAGAAACCCCUGCUUGUAAAAGGACACCCUCUCUUCCUGUGGUGACAUCACCUCCCUUGUUACCCUGGCAACCUCCUUCUGUGACUGGCAGAGCCUACUGUCUUGUUGAUGACUUCCAUUGAGGGCUGAUAGCUGGCUAUCAGCACCAUCGUUUCUUCAAUGACCCACCCCCAGCAAGGCAUCACCAGGCUGGCUUCAUGAAGAAGUUUGCUGGUGUUAUUCCCAGCCCUUGCUAAAUUCAGGAAUUUAUGAUUUUGCUCAGAUUCUGCCACUCCACUGAAUGUAGAGACUAUGGGGAGUCUGCCACACCCCCUCAUAUACUGUAUAAUAAAAAUGCAAUACAUAAUAAUCAAGAAAGCAAAUUUAUUAAGCCAUGUUGGGCCUUAUUCUUACAUUUCUGGAAUGCAAGUGUAAAUGAUUAUAUAUUUUUCCCCUUUAAUUUAUUCACAGCAUUAUAGAAUUUUUGUUGUUUGUUCUAUUAUCCCUUCCAGUGCUAUUUUUCAAGAAAAAGAGGUGCCGGAACUCACUAUGAACACCUCUGUUGUUCUCUUAUAAUGGCAGUAUUGCCCACUUGAGAGUUGCUAGAACAGUUCUGGCGAGUUCUGGCUGGGGGGAAAAAACCCUGAUCUCUUUCCCUCCUUAUACACUUCCUUUUUUCUUUUCCCUUUAUAUUUCAUUCUUUUUCUUCUUAGGAAACAAGAAUGUUCUAUAUAUAAUAGUUUUGACGGUGAAUUGUAAUAACAUAACCUUAAUAAAAUCAUUAAAAUUAAAUGGCAACCUCAUCCCUGUUUCCCCCUCACCACUAUCUGGGUUGGAGAAAAAGAGUUGAAGGAGAAAAGGAUGGAGUCACUCAUGAAAAGGUUAAGAAAGGCCACCUUUCUCCAUACCUUCUCACAGCUUCAAAAGUGCUCCAAGGACUGAAACAGCGACUUCUCAAAGGGCAGUGGGAGAUGAUAACUCCAAUACUUAUGUGCCUAUUUAAAGCCAGCCCAGUCAGCAGGAUCCUCUCAGCUUUGAGGAGAAAAUAGUUUUAACAUCAAGGCAACACGCUGGCAGCAAAAUGCCUCAACAAGUCUGUCAGCAUGCUAGACAUGUCAUGGCUAAAUCCAGACCUUGAGCAUCAGACUGACCACGCAGGGCAAAGAUGUGAAAGAGGGCCCAGAUAAAUGCAUUUCGGGGCUUCAGACUUAUGGUAGGACAAGCUGCAAAUUAUGCUCCAUUUUGGUCUCGAUGGCACUCAAGCCAAGGUCUGUUCCAUCUCAUUUGGUCCUGUUGUGAACAUUGUGUGUGAACUUCUUACAUAAAUUACACACUUUUGCAAAAACCCAUCUCCUCUCAAUCUUUUAGAACUCUGCUUGCCUUCUGCUGCAUUAUUGCUUCCUAGUCUUCCUCGGUCAUGGCAAUAUCAAAUAGCUCAUUGCCAGAAUUGUUCCCACCUAUAAUCAUAAAUAUCCUAUUUCAAAUCCCUGCAUUGGUUUUCUGUCCUCUUCCAUAUCCUGCAGAAACUCUUUGUCCACACCUUUGGAGCAUUCCAUAAUAGCCUUCACUUAUCCCAUUGUUCUUCUUCAUCAUCAUCAAAAAUUUUUCUUGCCCUUCUCUGGCAGGGUCCCAGUGUGUUUGACCAUAGAAUCAUAGAAUUGUAGAGUUGGAAGGGAUCCAAAGGAUAAUCUAGUCCAACCCUUGCAAUGCAGGGAUCAUAGCUAAAGAAUCCUUGAUAGAUGACCAUCCAAUCUCUGUUUGGAAACCUCCAAUGAAGGAGAGCCACCAAUGUCCAAUAGCACUUACCGUCAGAAACUCCUUUGUAAUGUUUAACCAGAAUCUCCUUUCAUGAGAUUUUAAUCCUUUGGUUCAGGUCCUACCCUCUGGAGCAGCAGAAAACAAGCUUGCUCAGUUUUCCAUGUGACAACUCUUCAGAUCUUCUUUUCUCCAUGCUAAACAUACCCAGCUCCUGCAGCCGUUCCUCGUAAGGCUUGGUUCCCAGCCCCCUGAUCAUAUUGGUUGCCCUCCAUUGCAUAUAUUCCAGCUUGUCAACAUCCUCCGCAAUACUGGCACCAUUUCCCUAGAUGUAAAGCACUGGUUAAAUGUGUGGCACUUACUGUAACAACUUCAUGGUGAGUACCGGCACCUUUUUGCUGCUGCAUCACACUGUUGAUUCAUGUUAAGCUUGUGGUCUACCAAGACCCCUAAAUCCUUUUCACAUGUACUGAUAGUAAGCCAGGUGUCACCCAUCUUAUAUUUGUGCAGCUGCUUCUUCCUGCCUAAGUGCAGACCCUUACAUUUGUCCCUUUUGAAAUUCAUUUUUUUAGCUUGUGCCCAGUUCUCCAAUCUGUUAAGGUCAUUUGGAAUUCCUAUUCUGUCUUCUGUGACAUUAGUUACCUCUCCCAGUUUGGUGUCAUCUGCAAAUUGGAUGAACAUCCCCUCAAUUCCUUUAUCCAAGUUGUUUAAAAAGAUGUCUGAUGGAGCAAGCUUGUUUUCUGCUGCUCCAGAAGGUAUGACCCAAACCAAUGGAUUCAAAUGACAAGAUUCUGAAGAAAUAUUAGGAAGAACCUUUUCAUGUAAGAGCUGUUUGACACAAUGGAAAGGACUACUCUGGAAAGUGGUGGGCUCUUCUUCAUCUGAAGUCUUUAAACAUAGGUUGGGUAGUCGUCUGUCAGGGAUUAUUUAGCUGUGAUUCCUGCAUUGCAGUGGGCUGGACUAGAUGACCUUUGGGUCAUCCUUCCAACUCUGCAAUUCUAUGAUGCUACAUUAUGCCCCUCAGAUGACCAAUUCCAAUCCAGCUCUCUCAAUCCCAACAUGGACUCUUGAGGAUAGCCAGAACCUCAUGAGUGAAGGAGGGAGAAUUUUCUUCGUGUACAAGAAAUCAAGGUAGGCUUCUGACAGAACCUCUUACACAUCACUACACAUGUUAAAACAAACUUAGGUUUUGCUCCUUUGACCCUCUGAGUCAAUUCAGUUUUGACUGCACUGUCAUGCCACCUUUUCCUUCCUUCCUUCCUUCCUUCCUUCCUUCCUUCCUGCCUUCCUGCCUUCCUGCCUUUCUUUCUUUCUUUCUUUCUUUCCUUUUCAGAAGUGACACUGGUGUUUAACUAUCCCCCCAGACAUGGCCAUUUAUAUUUCCUGUUUUGGUUUUGACUCAUAUCUUUACCCCAACUCUUGUUUCAAUGACACUCUAAAAGCUCUAGUUACUGGUCAAAAAACUUACACAAUUCACCUGCAGCUUGAAAGCCAAGUGAAAAGAGAAGGGGAGAUGUGUAACAACAAAAAAAUAUGUACAGAACGUUCACGAUUCUUUGAGGCUCUGAAAUAGCUACUUGCCUGCAGCGAGUGAGAAUUGCCCCCAGGCAGCAAAGCAGGGAAGAGAGUUAGUUCUAUUUACCUCGUAUGUUAAGCCCAUCAGUACAUUGAACUUGACAAACAUUGGCAUAUGGACUGACUGGCUAAUAUUUACUGGUGCAAAAGAGAGAGAAAAGGAGAAUUCCUGGAUGCCAAGAUCCAAGUUUGAGGCCCAUACUCUUUGUUGAGAGAACCCCAGCAGAGUUUUAAAGUCUCAAAAUAUGUAGUAAAGGAUGGAAAUAUAGGUUGUUAAACUUUUAAAAUACGCCCUUCCAAGUGAGGUGUUCAUUGUGAGUUCCAGCACCUCUUUUUCUAGGAUAAUAGCACUGGAUACAACCCAAUUGAUCUAGUAAGAAAAAGCAAGAACAGGCUUUGUCUAUCAAAUGAUCCACGAAAAAGUUGCUGCAUACCUGUUGCAUAGAAUCUAACAAUGAGAAAACAAUCUUUUCUCAUCUGAAUCUGGAAUGCCCCCAACAUGUGUGCACUCAACUGCUUUGGCAGAAUUAACACUGCUGAGGGUGCCACAUAAUACCCAUUCCACAUCCGUUACAACUCAGUGAAUUAGUGUGGCAGCACCUGCACUUUGGAACUCCCUGCCUGUUGAGAUCAAGCAGGUGCCUACACUGUACUCAGCAGCUAAAAACAUCCCUGUUUAGACAAGUCUAGCCAGAUGCUUAGAAUGUUGAGGUGAUUUCCAUCUGUUUUAGUAUUUUAACUUUUGUAUGGGUGUGAUGUUUUUAUUGAUUUUUCUGUUUUACCUUUUGUAGAGCAGUCUGAGGCUUUUUUAUAAAAACAAAAAAGCAAGCAGUGUAUAAAUGUUAUGAAAUAAACAAAUAACUAGCUUCUGGGAUGAGGAUGUACAGUACUCAGAUCAGCUUCCCCCAAAACUAAAAACAGAAGAACUUGCUUGCAGCAUCAGAACAAAGGCCCGUAUGCCAUCCCAAACAGGUGCCCCAAUUGUAAACCUGCAAGCAGGACCUGAGCACAAGAGCAAUCUCCCUUGCUUAGGUUUCCAGCAACUUUUAUUCAGAAGCAUUACCAACCACAGAGGCGGAGCUACAGUCAUCAUGGCUAUUAAUCUUUGAUAGCCAUGUCUAAUCCUCUUUUAAAGUCAUCCAAGUUGGUGGCCAUCGCCGCCUGCUGUGGGAGCAAGUUCCAUAGUGUACCAAUGUGCUGUGUGGAAAAAGUCUUUUCUUUUAUCCUUCCUGAAUCAGCUGUCCAUAAAUUCUAGUGCUGUGAGAGAGGCUGAAAAAUGUUUCUCUCUCUCACUACUUGCUGGGAGGAUGCUGGGAGCUGAAUUGGUCCAGCAACGUCUGGGGACUGAAGGCUGAAGGACACUGCUCUGUUUCGAAGGGCUGUAAAGUUAACAGACCCAAAGAGGGGAGAGCAGGAAGGGCCUUUGCGGUUGUCCAUCAAUGGUGAGCACCUGGCAGGCAGAGGCCACCUGGUCACAGCCUUCUCCAUUAGGGUGAAAUGCAGUCUAUUUCAAUUAUAGCAAUUACGGUAUGUCUAAAUCUGGACCUAUGCAUAUAAAAGAGCAGAUGCACAGUUUAUGAAUAUAUGUGCACCUCUUUGACGCAUAAGUGACAGUCCUUGAUUCCAGUGAAGUUAAUGCAGUAUCAGAGCAAUACACUCUUGAGUAGUCCCUGGUUAUUAAAACUGUUGCUGUCACCCUCUGGAUGAUUUGUGGGUAGUGGGGGGGGGGGGAUUGAGGCCAGUUGCUUGAAUGCUCAAAUGCACUGCAAGAAUCUCCAGGAAGGUCACAACUGAUCACUUCCGGGGGCAGGCAGGAAACCCACACAUGUAAAUUUUGGGGUUGAAUCAGGAGAUAAGUAAGCCCUGCAGUCAGGAUUCCUGUAGUCUGUCUCCAAUAAGUACAGUACUAUUGCCAACCGCCUUGUGGCUUAAACCAGGUGCAAUGCUAAACAAAAACAAGUUGCAUUGAUCUUGGGUGCUUGCAUCCUCCCACUGCCUGGCACAGCUUGCAAGAAUUUCAAAAGCUUUGUGUCCAGUUUGUACCACUGACUGGUUGCUGUGAUGCCUGAACAUGGAUAAUCUGUGGUUAAUCUUAAUGAUGGUUUGUACGAACAAGAUGACUUCAAACUGUGGUUUACAAGGUUGUUGUGUGUUUUUUUGUUUGUUUGUUUUUUGAUAAACCAUGGUUAAGACUAACCACUGUUAUGAUUAGUUUGGAAUGGCAUGCUAAAGUGUGUUCAGUUUAAAACAGAAAAUUCCGAUCUCCUCUUUGUGGCUAUGCCGGGGGUGGGCAGACGUGAACCUGUGUGUAAAGCUAUCUUUUAUGAAGAAAAUGAUAUUGGAAUCUGAUACCCUAGUAGUAUUCAGCCACCAUUCCCCAAAUUUACCCAGCACAGCCUGUCUCUGAACUGCCUAAGGAGCCAUUGGUUUUUCAAUCAUAGCUUGGCAGCCUUACCAAACAACAUCAAUUUCUUUUCUGACCCUGGAAUAGAACACUUGAGUAUUGAGUUCUUGACCCUUGUCUUUGAAGCUAUGAAUGCUUUCCCUUUGUGAUCCAGCAAUAAAACUAAGUCCUCAGGGAUACAGACCCAACCGCAACACCUUAGCUAUUAGCAAAACGUCACAGCCCCUUUUCCUCCUGAUGGCUGUGUUAAUCUGCUUGGGACUCCGUGGCUGUGACCAGACAUAUUUGGAUCCCGUUAGACCUUCUUAUAUGACGUACUGAUGGCAAGUUUAAAAGGGGUGGCAAAUUCCCCUGAUUUCAGAUUCAGGUUUCUAGCCCACAUGGCCACAGAGAAAUCAGCUCUGGGGGAGGAAAAAUAACAAAUCAUAUUGAGGGGCAAAGGAACUGUGGCUGUGGCAUUGUACGCCACUUUGGGGUCCAUGCAUGGCUGUCUCUGCACCUCCACAAAGGGGGAUAAUCAGCAAAGAGGCAUUUAUCACCAAAGCUGUUUGGGCCACUAAUCUCUCAAGGCAUUUGUGUAAUCAGGCCUUUACAUGGAUGGUUGCGGAGAGGAGAAUGAGAGCGAGGGAGAGCUCUCUGCUAAUGCAACUCAAGCCCCUCCAAACCCUCCUCCAUCAGUGCCGUGGACAACUGGCCUACUUUGCAGCCUGAGGUCAAAGCAGCUUAAUGAAGGAGCUUGCAUUAUCUCCUGCUCCCAUAACCUUCCCUCCUUCCCCAUGCCCCACUGAUGUGGGAGCCAAGAAAAGCUCUCCAUUAGCAAUCAGCUUUGGGCCCCAUUCCAGCAAAAGUGUCCUUCAGCCGUCAAACUGUUCAGGCCCAAAGCCCCUUUCAAAGGGGCUUAGCGAAGGCAGCUUCUCAAGCGCUCAAUGCAGGGAUAAAAAUUAAGGGUUCUAAUUCUAGAAGGUAAGUACUGCUUGGAUCAGAGGCGAGCCUGACGAGUGAGCAUCAUGUCACAGCCUCCAAACUAGGGCUUGCAAAGUUGGUCGGAGCUGUGGCGGAGCAUCUAAUGGAGGGCUCGGCAAUUCUUCCAGCCUCAAGGGCCAUGUUUCCUUCUAAGCAGCCUUCUGGGGGCCACAGAAAAGGACUGCGCAGGCCAACAAGCAAAAGUUGCUGGAACGAGUGUCAAUUUACUUCCUGCAGUGCUCCUGAUGCUCUCUGCACACUGUGUGACUGAACCCGUCAUGCCCCCCUAAAUCUGCCUCUUCUGGGGCUCUCUACAUGCAAAUGGUGCACUCUACCACUGAGCUAUCUCCUUCCCCUACCACAAUAAACAAGAUUCUAGUCCUCAUUGUUCUGAAAAAUCACGCAGCACAUAGUUCAACUAUGGAGCUUGCUGCUACAAGAGGCACUGAUGGCCAUCAACUUAGAUGCUUUUAAAAGAGGGUUAGACAAGAUCACGGAGGGGAGGGCUGCUGAUAGCUGUUAGCUAUUAUGGAUAUGUUCUGCCUCCAUAGUUGGAGACAGCAAAGCUUUCUGAAUACAAGUUGCUGGAAACUUAAGGAGGGGAGGGUGCUGCUUUUGUGAUUGGAUUCUGAUUGUCAGUUUCCCAUAGGCAUCUGGUUGGCCACUGUGAGGACAGGAUGCUGGACUAGAUGGACCACUGGCCUGAUCCUGCGAGGAUCUUCUUAUGUUCUUAAGUAUUGAUUGAAUUAAGUAGGAACACAUGAAGCUGUCUGAUACUGAGUCAGGCCAUUCAUCCAUCAAGUUUAGUAUAGUCCACACUGACUGGCAACAGCUUUCCAGGAUUUCAGGAAAGGGACAUUCCUAGCCCCAUCUGAGGAUGCAGAGGAUGGACCCAGAGACCUUUUUGUACAAAGCAUGUGCUCCCCCACUGAAGUACAGCCCUUGCAAAAGAAAAGAAAAAUCCUGUUGUUGUUUUCCCCACCUUUAAAAAAUAAAUAAAUCCAUCCAUGUUUUCCUGUCUGUCCAGGUUAGCACACAACCCCAGACUAAGACUGUGGGGAGCCCAGUUCCUGGCUGCCCCUUAACAAUGUUCCAUUGUGAUGCAACAGAAACACAUCAGGAUUUUGAAGCAUAUGCUGGCCGCGGUGGUGCUCAACCUCCAGAUACUGCAAUAAUGUAAUCAUGGGCAGUUUAUGCAGCAUGAAAUUGCCCGAAUCUGUUCAGGAAGAAUCAUCCAUAGCAAAAGGGUUUGGUGGUGGGGGAUGUUUGUGCAGCUCAUGGGAAGAAAACAGGAGAGGGAGGACAUCAGUCAGAGAUAAUUCUUCCCCUCCCCCUCCACACACACUUCCACAGAACGCUACAACUCCCUAUCACCCAAUGCAAUUGACUGUAAAUAUUUCACACACUUGCAAAACUAACUACAGAAAUGGUGGCGAUCCCUGGCUUAGGUGGGUUUUUUUGUUUUGUUUUGUUUUUAAAUAGAGGCUUGGACAAAUGUACAGAGAGUAAGCUGGUCAGAAGCUGUUUGCUUCUUGGUUUGGAAACUGAGUCCAGCACAGAAUGCAGUAAUGGGUGGAAUAAGAAUGAGUGAACCUCCCAACUUCCCUUGAUGCCAGUUGGAUUCCCCCACUGCUGGUUUCAAGCUAAAAAGCCUUGUACUGUUUGGGAUCCCUAUACCCAAAAUACUGCCUUUCCACGUAUUUAUUUAUUUGUUCCAUAAAAUUUAUAACUGCUUGAUUGUAAACAAAAUAAAAUGGGUGGGAGGGGAGGAAAUCUCAAAGCAGGUUAAGGAAAGGAUAAAACAAGAAAGGAAAAGUAACAACCAUAAUACUUUCGAAGGGUGAGAAUAACAAUAGACUGAAAACGGAUUAAAACCCACAUCAACUUUCUAAGCAUCUGGACAUCUUUGUCUAAACAAAAAUGUUUUUAGCCAGUGCUAAAAAGAAUACAAUGAAGCCAGCUGCCUGAUACGAAUAGGCAGGGAGUUGCUGCCACGCUACUUAAAAAUGCAGGGUGGGUAUUAUGUGGCACCUGUAAGAGCGCCAGUUCUGCCGAAUGAAAUGGUCAAGUGGGCAUAAAUGAGGUAAGACCAUCUGCAGGUAAAUUGGUCCCAAGUUGUUAAGGGCUUUAUAUAAUAAUAACACACUGAACUUGGCCUGGUAGCAAAACAGCAGCCAGUGCAGAUCUCUGAGCUCAGGUGUGAUAUGCUGACAAUGUCUCAGUCCUGUCAGCAACCAGACUGCAGCAUUCUGCACUAACUCCAUCUUUUGGAUCAAUGCAAGGGAAGCCCCACAUAGAACACAUGGCAGUAAUCCAGUCUUGAAGUAACACAUAUGAAGAAGAAGAGCUGCUGCCAGUCAGUGUAGACAGUUCUGAGAUAGAUGGACCAUUGACCUGACUCUCGGUAUAAGCAGCUUUCAAUGUGCCUAUGAAACUAGCUUAGUUUAUGGAGGUAAAGUUCACGUCUGCCUGCUUUUACAUCUGGCACCUGGAAGGUUGCCCAUAAUAUGCGGCCCUCCAGCAGAAAAGGGUUCCCUGCCACUGUUAGAAAUAAUACCCCAGUUCCAACCCUUCAACCAUUAUUAGCCUGAGGGUAAUGGUGGCAUAUUGCCAUCACCAGUGGAAAUAGGGUUACCAUCACCAGAAUGCCGCUUUAAAGUAAAUGGAUGUGCCAUUGUACUUGUAUGGGCAACUUUGAAAGGCCUUUUAGGUCACGGUCUAACAUCCAGUGAUCUGAGAACUCAGCUGUUCUGAAAGUAAACUUUCCUUCUGGUGCCCUUCCAGUCAAAAUGUGCCCCUGCUUCAUUAAAUCAGGGGAUGGACGCUUAAUUAAUGGUGAGUAGCAGACACAGGAGGUAUUUUCUUGAUUCUCCCGCCAACAGAUCAAAGUUUAAUUAAGCAAGAAAAGUACCAAAAGGAGGACAUUUCACUUGGCUAAUUUGAGAACUACAGCAGAAGGGGGUAUGGCGAACCGGUAAAUGCACAGUUCGUUAUUGCUUAAUCUUUAAUCAAAACUCUUGUUGCCCAGAAAUGAAAACCAGCUUGAAAUGUUCACGUUCACCAUUAUAUAGGGUUUGCCUAUAAGACGCUGUGGUUCAAAUGCAACACAGCAGGGCUUCCCUAUCACUUGGCACACCAUUCACAAAUAGCAGACCGUGGGCACCAGAAGGGAGGUCAUGUACCCAACAGCAAGUUUAGCGAGUUAUAAAACACUGAAUCAUAAGAUAACACAUGGCUAAGGGGAGAUCUGCUGGCAAUCCAAAAUCAGAAUACAAUUCAGUAGUUCUUCAUGCAGCGGAUAGUUAAAAAAUGGAACUCACUCCCAUAGGAUGCAGUGGUGGCCACCAACUUGGAUGGCUUUAAAAGAGGAUUAGAAAAAUGCAUCGAGGAGAGGGCUGUGCUACUACCUGCAACGGCUAUGCUUAAUCUCCACGGGUUGCAGGCAUGCUUCUGAAGACUAGAUGCAGGAGACCCCAGGAGGGGAGAGGGCGCUUGUGCUCAAUUCCUGCUUGCUUGUUUCCUACAGGCAUCUGAGUGGCCAUUGUGAGAAGAGGAGACUGGACUAGAAGGGCCACUGGACUAAUCCAGGAGGGAUCAUCUUAUAUUCUUAUGUCUGCUUUGCACAUUACUUUAAAAACAACAACCCUACAACAGUGUUGGGAAACCUCAGUCCCAGGGACCAAGUGCAUCCCUGGAGAGCUCUUGAUACAACCCUUGGGACUCCGGUCAGGCUUUACCUCCUCCUCAGCCAUUCCUUCUUUCCAUAGGCUCCAUACUACCUAUGCUUUGUAUCCUUCUUGAGUGCUUUUGCCUGGCUGGAAUGUGCCCUUGAACUCUGCUCAUGCCCCUUGCCUCCCUCCCAGCCUGGCUUGCGGCCCCCAGGAGGUUGCCCAGGAGAGAAUAUGGCCCUUGGGCUGGAAGAAAGUUCCCUGGGUGAUAGCCUAGAAUGAGAAAAUUAAUAGCCGCCAUAUCUGUAACAUAACAUUUCUGGUUUCAGUGUCAACCUCCCUAUUAAUCCUGACAGGAAGCCUCUUCAGAGUCCCUUUCGCUGAACCACUCCAACAUAAUUAGCCAAUUUAACGGGGUUUUUAGUUUGCAUCUCAGCUCUUUCAUCUGAUAAAGCGGCACCAUCGCUAUUCAAACUGGACUGUGAAUGGGGGAGGCAGAGACAAAGCUGACGGAGGCUCGCCCCCGCCUCCCCCGUGAACACACACACACACUUUCUCUCACUCGUUCUUAUUAAUCCUGCACUGAUUUCUCCCACUACAGGUCUUCCAGCGGCGUGAGGAUGGCUCCGUGAAUUUCUUCCGCGGGUGGGAAGCUUACAGGGAUGGAUUUGGGAAACUGACUGGAGAACACUGGCUCGGUAUGUGCAUCUUGGCCUUUAUUAUCACAGCUUUGGGGAAGAGGCAGAGAGGUGGCUUUAUUUAUUUUUAGCCCACCAUUUGCAGCAAAUUGCUCAAUGUGGUCACAUGAUUCUCCUCCUCCUUUUCAUCCUAUCCUCACAACAACCCUGUAAGGUAGGUUAUAGGCUGAGAGGCAUUGACUGGCACCACCCCUUGAGCUUCAUGGCCAAGUGGGGGAUUUGAACCCAGGUCUCCCAGGUCCUAGUCCUCAUUUAAUCCCCACAAUAACCCUGUGAGGUAGGUUAGGCAGAGAGGCAGUGACUGGCUCACCCAAGAUGGUGGUCCUCAUUGCCUCCUGUGGGAGUGAGUUCCAUAGUUUAACUAUGCAUAGAGAAGGACUUUAUUUUAUCUGUCCCAAACCUUCCAUCAUUCAGCUGAGUUCCAGUGUUAUGAGAAAGGAAGAAAUGUCCACUCUCUCCAGCUCAUGCAUAAUUUUGCAAACUUCUAUUAUGUUGCCUCCUACUGCUUUUUUCUCAAAACCAAAAAGUCCCAAAUGCUCCAAGCACCUGUUCACUUUGGAAUUUCCCUGUUAUGCCGGCCUUGACCCAUUCCUAGAUAAGCUGCACACCAGCGAGCAGAAACCUCUGAAUCAAAACUGUUGGGGUUUGCAAGGAAAGCUGCUGUUGGCUGUUGUGUCAUGUUGUGGAGAUGAUUUCUACCUAAGGAGCCUGCAGCCUGCAAGUAUAACUUAAACUACUGGUAAUUAAAGAGAACACCAGGUGCGAUGGAGGAGAGGUUUGAAAAAGGGAGAGAAGGAGUCAUCACUCACGGCGAAUGACAACUUUCCCCAAAUCACCUCUUAAUUGAGAAAUGAUCAGCAGGACUCCUUCUCCCCACUCAGCACCCACCUCUGGAGAGGUGCUUUUGCAAGUCCUAAUUGAUAGGCAGCAAAAUCCCAUCUCUCAGCCUCUGAAGGCCCACACUAAAAGCUGCAUGAAACAGAGGCUGAGAAGGUUUGGACUGGGAAGUGGGACUAAAUUGUGGAUAAAGCACAUGACACAACAGCCAACAGUAGCGUUUCUUGUUGUGUUGGCUGGGCUCUUAAUAUCCCAUGGCCUCUUCCACCCCCACUUCCAGUUGGUGCAUGACAUGGAGGAAUUGGGUAGUUCUUCUCCCUCUCUCAUAACACUGGAACUUGUGGACAUGCAGUGAAGCUGAGUGUUGGGAGAUUCAGGACAGAUCAAAGAAAGGACUUCUUCACUUCCUCCCACUGGAUGCAGUGAUGACCACCAGCUUGUAUGGAUUUGAAAGAGUAGUGGACAAAUUCAUGGAGGAGAAGGCUAUCAAUAGCUACUCAUCAUAAUGGCUAUGUUCUGCCUCCACAGUCAGAGACAGUAAUACCAGUUUCUGAAUACCACUUGUUUGGGACCACAGGAGGGGAAUGUGCUGCUCUUAUGCUCGAAUCCUGCUUGUGGGUUUCCCAAUGGGGCACCUGGCUGUUUACUGUGAGAACAGGAUGCUGGACUAGAUGGGCCAUUGGCCAGAUCCAGCAGGGCUUUUCUUAUGUUCGUACAUCCUUAGAAUCAUGGUAUUGUAGAGUUGGACGGGACCCCAAGUGUCACCUAGUCCAACCCCCUGCAAUGCAGGAAUCUUAGCUAAAGCAUCCAUGACAGGUGGACAUCCAAUCUCUGCUUAAAAACCUCCAAUGAAGGAGAGUCCACCACUUUUUGAGGAAGUCGGUUCCACAGUCGGACAGCUCUUACCACCAGAAAGUUCUUUCUGAUGUUGUGUCAGAAUCUCCGUACUUGUAACUUAAGGGUAACUACCCUUAAGUUACCCAGAGCGGAAUCUUGAAUCUCCAAUAUCUGCACACCACACAUUUUAAAAGGAAAAGGUAAAGGACCCCUGACAGUUAAGUCCAGUCGCGGACAACUCUGGGUUUGAGGCAUUCAUCUCGCUCUAUAGGCCGAGGGAGCCGGCGUUUGUCCACAGACAGUUUUUGCGGGUCAUGUGGCCAGCAUGACUAAGCCGCUUCUGACGAAACCAGAGCAGCACACAGAAACACCGUUUACCUUCCCGCCAUAGCUGUACCUAUUUAUCUACUUGCACUUUGACGUGCUUUUGACCUGCUAGGUUGGCAGGAGCUGGGACCGAGCAACAGGAGCUCACCCCGUCACGGGGAUUCGAACCACCAGCCUUCUGAUUGGCAAGCCCUACGCUCAGUGGUUUAGACCACAGCGCCACCCGCGUCCAAUCACACAUUAAGGCAGGUCUGAUUUUUAAUAUUUUUGGUAGCCUUAAGAAAGCUGCUUUCUGAAAAGGCUGCACCUUCUAAGAAGAACAUAGCAAAUUAUGUAUUUCAUAAAAUGCAUAUACAUUUUAUGAAUGGAUAACCUCCGGCUGUGUAUCCUUCAGGAUGUGAACACAGCAAACCCGGAAGUACUUUUCCGGCUUUCACCACACGCGCAUACGCAGAAGCAGUCCCUCCGGUUGUGGAAACCUCAGGAUCUGACCAGAGCUCCGGAAUGGAUCCUGUCCGCAACCGGAGGUACCACUGUACUGCUUGAUUGCAAAAAAACCCAAAAACCAAAGAUAUCAAACUCUCAAAAUGGUAUACAAAGAAAUAAAACAAUGAAAUUGCCAGUAAAAAAGUACAAAACAGUUAUUUAAAAGUCUUCAAAAUACAAUUAAAAUCAAGAAGUUUAAACUGAGAUUAAAACAUGUCAGCAUUCUACAUGUCUGGAUAGGCUUGCUUAAACAACAACAAAAAAUGUUUAUAGCUGGUGCUGAAAUGAGUGCAGCAAAGGCACCUGUCUGAUGUCAAUAGGCAGGGAGUUCCAAAGUUUGUAUUUCCUCGUUUAUAAAAUGCAGUGUCUGACAAGCAGUCAUGUAUGUAUUUAAGGACACAUCCAUGUCCCACAUAUAAACUGAUUUGAAACUCAUUUAACAGGGUUGAAGAGGAUCCAUGCCUUGACCACGCAAGCCAGCUACGAGCUGCGCAUUGACCUAGAGGACUUUGAUAAUGGCACAGCUUAUGCACAUUAUGGAACAUUUUCGGUGGGUUUGUUCUCUGUUGACCCUGAGGAAGAUGGCUAUCCAGUUACUAUUGCUGACUAUUCUGGGACAGCAGGUAAGUUUGCCUGGUGCCUAGGGCAGAGGGGAUAUGUGUGAGAGGGGAAACAGAUACGCAUGUGCAGUGGAUAUUUGUGCACUGGGGAUGUGUGUUUGUGAAUAGCUGUGGAAGUUUGGGGUAUAUACCUCUUUGUGGAUCACCAGGAAAAAAGGAAGGUAGGAAGGAAGGCCAUUUGCUCUGUGCUCAAAAUACCGUGCAUUAUAUCCAGAACAGCACCGGUGCUAAUAGCAUUGGAGCAAUCGGGCCUGUCAGAACGGCAAAUUUCCACUUCAAAACAGCUGCUCAGAAUUGAAACUUCAGGUCAGAAAUUGACAUUUCACCCUGACAGAAAGAACAUUUAGGUCGGAACGUCCAAUUUGCAAGGAAGAAUUUAGCUCUCAGCUGUCAGGGACUAACUCAGAAAGCAAAUAUUUAUAGUUUUAUUGACGUAAAACAAAACAAAAUUUUAUUUCAACUGAAUUGCAAACCCCUUUCUAAAAUGUAGAGCUACAGUUCUGUUCAUUCGUUUAGCCUCACCAAAAACUGCACCUUUAGUUUUUCAGCCUUCCAUUACUUUGUCGCAGAAUGUUGACAUUAAUACCCCUAGCGCAGAUCUGGUGCCACCUGCUAGCCAAAAUGGCUAUGCUUUUGUCUCCAUGGUUGGAGGCAGUAAUGCUUCUGAAUACCAGUUGCUGGAAACCUCAGGAAGGAAGAGUGUGCUUGUGCCAGAAUCCUGCCUGUGAGUUUCCUACAGGUUGGCCACUGUGAGGACAGGAUGAUGGACUAGAUGGGCCAUUGGCUUCCUCCAGCAAACUCUUCUUAUGUUCUUAUGGACUGCUGAGAGCUUUUGGAGCAAAUUUCAAUAGGCUGUCUGUGGAGUUGGGGGGGGGGCAGAUGUCCCUGUCCACCAAGUGGCCCUUUCCAAAGACCUCACCACACCCUGACAAAUGACUCCUUCCCCCUGCAGGCGACUCGUUCCUGAAGCACAAUGGCAUGAAGUUCACCACCAAAGACUUGGACAACGACCACUCAGAGAACAACUGUGCCUCCUUCUACCACGGGGCCUGGUGGUACCGCAAUUGCCACACCUCCAACCUGAACGGGCAGUACCUGAAGGGCCACCACAGCUCCUACGCCGAUGGCAUCGAGUGGUCCUCGUGGACAGGCUGGCAGUACUCCCUCAAGUUCACCGAGAUGAAGAUCCGGCCUGCCAGAGAUGAGAAUUAGCUAAGUCUCCUUCCCACAUCACCCUACUUGUUCUCUAUCCCCACCCCACCCACACCCACACCCCCAGUCCCCCGUAGCUCAGUGUUGUUUUUUGUCUGAGUCUGGGGCAGCAGGACCCGAAAGAGCCCCCUUCCCACCAAACAAUGUUUUAAUACUUCAAGAGUUCCCCUUGAUGUGCACAGCCGGUUCCUGGAAGCAAAGGCACCAGCUCUACCUCUUCCAAAGCAAGGGUUGUCUUAAGUCCACAAGUCUCCCAUAUAAACACAAGCAAGAAGGAUUUCCCAGCUGCACAAUGGAAGCCAUCUUACUCACCCCCCACCCCGACGACAACGACGACUACUUAUUAUUCUUAUUCUUAUUAUGAAAAAAGAGAGGUGCUUCGAUAGCCAAAGAACCUGGCCCCUAGAAUGUGUGAAUCUCUUAGUGGUCCAAGCAUAUCCAGCAUCCCACCCCAUAGUAGAGAUGUAAUCAUGCUAUUUAUAACAACAGCCUGAUCUUUAGGCAAGGUGAGCUCACAUACAAGGCCAGGCUGAAGGAGAUGAAAUAGACCCAUGGCAAGGAAGGAAGGCUUUGUGUCAGUGCUGAGAAUGACUGACAGUGCUUCAAAGCAAAGCCAAAGGAAAAUAUUGCUGUGCUGUCAGGAAAUCACACAUCAUGGAUUGCACUGAAAAUGACUCCUGGAUCAUAGAAUCGUAGAGUUGGAUGGACUCAAUGAGUAAUCUACUCUAGUCCACUGCGAAGCAGGAAUCACAACUCAAGAAUCCUUGACAUAUCCAACCUCUGUUCAUUUGGUGUGAGCUUGCCUCGCUGUCACAACCAGGGGCAUCAAGAGAACUUUGAAGGAAACAGGAGCAGGAACUGCUGAAACAGUUUGCUUUUUCGCCUUCUUGUCUGGAAUAGAAAUUAUUCCAGCGAUUAUUUUCAGUAUUUGCCUUUGUUGUUGCUUCCAGUCUGCCGAUGAUCUGUAACCGAUUAUGCUACACACACACACCCCA
Podarcis lilfordi (Lilford's wall lizard) is the source of this 39038-nucleotide messenger RNA. Lineage: Eukaryota; Metazoa; Chordata; Lepidosauria; Squamata; Lacertidae. The record is from the annotation of a GenBank genome assembly.